This is a messenger RNA of Helianthus annuus (common sunflower), 990 nucleotides long. RefSeq lists its product as uncharacterized. The coding region runs from base 1 to 990 and encodes 329 amino acids. Gene Ontology annotation, molecular function: nucleic acid binding; zinc ion binding. The record is from RefSeq and is a predicted model, not a curated record. The transcript has a single exon. Lineage: Eukaryota; Viridiplantae; Streptophyta; Magnoliopsida; Asterales; Asteraceae.
AUGUCGAACCUAUCAAAGCUUGAAUUCACCGCACUUGACAUCUCGGGUAACAACUACCUCCCAUGGACUCUUAAUGCUAAAAUUCAUUUGACGGCAAAUAAUUUGGGGGAGACAAUUAUUGAUGGUAAUCAAACUUCACCUCAAGAUAAAGCGAAAGCUAUGAUAUUUCUCCGCCAUCGUCUUCACGAAGAUCUAAAGCGGGAAUAUCUAACUGUUGAGGACCCCCUUGAAUUAUGGACAAACAUCAAAGAACGUUUUGACCACCAGAAGAUGGUCUUACUCCCCAAAGCUCGCUAUGAAUGGCUUCAUUUACGACUACAGGAUUUUAAGACUGUCAGUGAAUAUAAUUCUGCCUUGUUCCGCAUUACAUCUGAGUUAAAAUUAUGUGGUGAAAAAAUAAUCGAUGAAGACAUGCUUGAAAAAACUUUCUCAACGUUCCAUGCCUCAAACAUGCUCCUGUCGCAGCAAUACCGGGAAAGUAAAUUUACUAAAUAUUAUGAAUUGAUAUCAUGUCUUUUGAUCGCGGAGCAAAACAACAAGCUCCUAUUACAAAACCAUCAAUCGCGACCCGCCGGUGCAAGCCCAUUCCCUGAAGCGAAUGUGGCCAAUUAUCAAAGUGGACGAGGUAGAGGUAGAGGUCGCGGCCCCAGCAGAGGCCGUGGUCGUGGUCGAGGACGAGGAUAUACAUGGCAUCGAGAGUCCCAGAACAUUAAAAAUAACGGUGGUGAAUCGAGUCAACACAAUACGGGGCGACCUUCGAAAGGGAAAAGUAGCGGGAACCAAAACAACAUUUGUUAUAAAUGUGGGAUGUCAAAUCAUUGGUCCCGCACAUGUCACACCCCUAAACACCUCGUUGAGGCAUAUCAACGCAUGAUAAAAGAAAAAGGAAAGAAUGCUGAAACUAAUCUGAUUGAGGAUGCACCUUCAGCCACGAUAUCAGACGUUCAUUUGGAUGCAUGUGAUUUCAUUGAAAAUGUUCGUGAUGUUUAA